Molecule: messenger RNA, 1543 nt
Organism: Parathielavia appendiculata
Lineage: Eukaryota; Fungi; Ascomycota; Sordariomycetes; Sordariales; Chaetomiaceae
Exons: 4
Coding region: 22-1497 (491 amino acids)
Biological process (GO): iron ion transmembrane transport
Cellular component (GO): membrane
Molecular function (GO): iron ion transmembrane transporter activity
Source: RefSeq, a predicted model, not a curated record
AGUCAUCGCAUCUUGUACAUCAUGGCGGCCAUGAUGGCAACUCGUCGUCCCCGAGGCGACGAGGAUGGCGUUGACGGACGGACUCCUUUGCUCGAAAACCACUCGGUUGAGUCCACAAGCCAAGUGCCAGUUUGGACUGCUCGCCGUCUCUACGUUUCGCACUUCCUGUCGACGUGGAACUCUCGGGUCUUCGAGUUCGGCGCUGUGCUCUACCUGGCGAGGAUCUUCCCGGGGACGUUGCUUCUAAUGUCUCUGUACGCGUUAACCCGCGGGCUUGCCGCCAUUCUCUUUGCCCCGAUUGUCGGACAGUACGUCGACACGGGCAACCGGCUGCAGGUUGUCAGAGUGUCCAUUGUUUCCCAGCGCCUUGCUGUGGCAGCAUCUUGCGUGAUCCUCUACAGCUUCGCCGUCGGGCUGCCGUUAUGCUACGGCGGAGAAACCGGCAUCCUUGUGCUUUUAUGCUUCUUAGCCUGCAUUGAAAAGCUGUCCUCUAUCAUGAAUAUGGUGGCUGUUGAGAAGGACUGGGUUGUUAUUGUCGCAGCCAAGAACCACACGGUCCUGGUUACGAUGAAUGCCCAAAUGCGGCGUAUUGACUUGUUCUGCAACCUCUUUGGCCCCCUUUUCAUUGCAUUGAUCGACGGCUCCUCGACCAAAGCCGCCAUCAUGGUCAACUUCGUCAUGAAUGUCACUUCUGUCGUUGUCGAGUAUUAUGCGAUAGCUCGAGUGUAUCAUGAGGUACCAAAGCUACAAGAACCCAAGCACGAGCCACGACCGGAGGCAGCCGAUAUCGAUGAGGAACAGGUGCCCAAACCUCGGUUUGCCAGAGGUUGGAGGCGGAUUCAUGGCCUCUUUAGCAAGACUGCUGAGAACUUCAGAACUUACUUCCGCCACCGCGCGUUUCUGGCUUCCUUCGCCGGUGCCCUACUCUAUUUCACGGUCCUGAGCUUUGCGAGCCAGAUGGUGACGUACCUGCUCUCGGUGGGCUAUUCUGCCACCCAGGUUGGUCUUGCAAGGACCCUGAGCGUUGGGUUUGAAGUGCUGUCGACAUGGGUGGCGCCCUGGCUUAUGGGACGAGUCGGGCCCGUGAGGGCAGGCCUCUGGCUCAGCAGCUGCCAGCUUACCACGCUGAUCGCGGGUACCGCUCUGUUCUGGAUAUUCAAUGGCAAGCCCGGGGCCUCGGCCAGCAGCCUCAUGGCUGGUACCAUACUCAGCCGUCUGGGCCUGAGAGGCUUCGACCUUUGUGUGCAGCUCAUCGUCCAGGAGGAAGUUGAGGCUGAAAUUCGCGGCGCAUUCUCCUCGGUUGAGGCGGCAUGGCAGAACGCCUUCGAGCUCCUUUCCUUUGCAUCGACCAUCUUUUUCUCCCGACCCGAGCAGUUCAAGUGGCCCUCGCUCAUCUCCGUGGCCGCUGUCGCUUCAGCGUGGGCAGCGUACACGGGCUUUGUCUAUGUCCGCAGGGGGCACUUGCUUCAUCCAUUUAGACGCACUACCGAGGGCUGAGGGUAGCCUCAAGAAAACGAAGUGAAAGGGAGAUGAUAGUUACCAG